Messenger RNA from Nilaparvata lugens (brown planthopper), 4800 nucleotides. RefSeq names its product dynein heavy chain 7, axonemal-like. Gene Ontology annotation, biological process: microtubule-based movement. NCBI's taxonomy places the organism in Eukaryota, Metazoa, Arthropoda, Insecta, Hemiptera, Delphacidae. The transcript has 25 exons. The coding region runs from base 86 to 4729 and encodes 1547 amino acids. The record is from RefSeq and is a predicted model, not a curated record. Gene Ontology annotation, molecular function: dynein intermediate chain binding; minus-end-directed microtubule motor activity; dynein light intermediate chain binding. Gene Ontology annotation, cellular component: dynein complex.
UCAUAAUUUUCAGGAUCAGGUGGACAAAGUGAUAGGCUUGGUAAGAUAUUCACUCACGGUGCGAGAGAGAAUCUCUUUGAGCUCAAUGGUGAUUCUUCAUGUUCACGCCAAAGAUGUUAUCAAGGGUUUGAUUGAUAAAAACAUUUGCUCUCCACACGAUUUUCAAUGGCUUUCACAACUAAGAUACUACUACCAUCCAGAGCAGAGUGAAAUGUCAGUGUGUAUCACAAAUGCUAAACUCAAUUAUUCCUAUGAAUAUGUUGGAAAUGUAUCGCGACUUGUAAUCACUCCGUUGACAGAGCGUUGCAAUCUAACGCUUAUUGGUGCCUACAAUCUUCACAUGAACGUGGCUGCUGAGGGUCCAGCAAGUACUGGAAAAACAGAAAGCAUCAAAGAUCUUGCCAAAGCUAUCGCCAUUCAUUGUCUCAAUUUCAACUGUAAUAGUCAACUUGAUUAUAAGUCUCUGAGUCAGUUUUUCAAGGGAAUAGCAUCAUGCGGAUGUUGGGUUUGCUUUGAUGACUUCAAUCGAGUUGAGAUACAGGUUCUCAGUGUAGUAGCUCAGCAAAUGCAUAGUAUAAUGCUGGCGAUCAGAAAUAAUGCCAAAGUGCUCAACUUUGAUUGUUGUGAGUUGAAUUUGAAUCCAUCGUGCUUUGUAUGUAUCACUGUGAAUCCUGGAUAUGUGGGUCGAUGUGAACUUCCUGAUAAUCUCAAGGUUCUUUUCAGAACUGUUGCUAUGAUGGUACCAGACUUCUCGUUGAUUGGCAAAAUUCUUCUAAUGUCUUACGGGUUCCAAGAAGCGGAAAUUCUCUCUGUGAAAGUAGUGACCACCUAUAAACUUUUUUCAGAACAGCUAUCAACGCAACCGCAUUAUGAAUUUGGUCUCAGAUCAAUAAAAACUGUUAUUCAAAACGCGGGUGACUUGAAGACAAUACAAUCCGAUGUUGAUGAACACCGCCUUAUACUCCAGGCUCUUGUCGACAUAGCUUUUCCCCAAGUUCUUGAUGAGUAUGAUGCAUCCAUUUUUAGUGAUAUAAUUUCAGACAUGUUCUUAUGUGAAGAUGUACCUCACCAUGAGUUCCGUGGAACACAUAUUGCAAUCAUUAAAAAGGCCUGCAGCUUUCAACGUGUUCAAGCAUCAGAUAAUUUUGUGAAGAAGACUCUUCAAACAUAUCAGAUGAUGAAUGUUAGACACGGAUUGGUAUUAGUUGGACAACCUUUUUGUGGAAAAACUACCAUCUUACAUGUCUUAGCUGAAGCUAUCAAGCUGGGAAUUUCAAAAGAAGGAAUAGUGUCAUCCAUUGCAGUAAGGAAACUCAAUCCAAAAGCCAUAACAAUUCAACAGCUCUAUGGAUACAUCGACAGAACAUCCAAUCAUUGGAUUGAUGGAAUUAUUCCCAAAUUAUUCAGGGAGCUUCUGUACAGAAACACUGCAGAGAAAAAAUGGGUGAUAUUUGAUGGUCCUGUAGAUGCUGAAUGGAUUGAGAAUAUCAACACGGUUCUAGAUGAUAGUAGAAAACUCUGUUUGAAUUCAUUGGAAGUUAUAUACUUGACUUCCAAUAUGUCUUUAAUUUUCGAAGUGACAGAUUUGACACAGGCUUCUCCAGCAACAGUAUCAAGGUUGGGAAUCAUUUACGUCCAAGAAAAUUGUAUCAAUUGGAAAUAUUUGGUGAAGUCAUGGCUCCAGUCUCUGCCUGAAGAGUUUUCUGUAAUAACAGUGGAAAUUGGUGACUACUUCUAUUCGAUCAUUGAUUCAUGUCAUGAAUUUAUGAAAAAUAACUGUCGAACGGUCAUAGAUGCUGGACUCUCCAACAGUGUGAAAACAAUGCUGUCACUAGUAUACAUUUUCAUGACAGAGGCAUUCAAAGAGAACACUUCUGAGGACAUGAAACAUGUCUCGCUUUGGAUUCAAGCUUCGUUUAUUUUGUCAGUAAUUUGGGGGCUGGCUGGUAAGUUGGAUCAGGAUUCAAGAGAAAAGUUCGAUAUUUUCUUCAAAGAAUUGUGGAAAGAAGGAUUGACCAAAGAUAGUGAAUCAGCAAUCAAGACUGAUCUGUACAUUCCAUCCGAGGGGAUCAUGCAUGACCAUUUCUUCCAUUUCAAGGGUAAAGGCCAAUGGAAGUACUGGCCUGACCUUCUCAGGCAUAUCAAAAUUGACGAAAUGGAUAAUGUUCUACAAACCCUGAUUCCAACUGUUGAUAGUUGCAAAUAUUUGUACUUCAUUGAGCGUCAUAUCAAGCAUAAUUUGCCCAUGCUACUUGCUGGUCCUCCGUGCACAGGGAAGAGCCUUUUCAUAAAGGAUUUCAUGAUGAAAAACUUACCAUUUGAUAAAUACAUUCCUGCACUGAUGUCAUUCACCACGAAUACUUCAGCAAGAUUAACACAGCAAGUUCUACUGUCCAAACUGGUGAAGAGAAAGCAAGGAAUUCAGGGUCCACCGGUUGGACGUACCUGUGUUAUAUUCAUUGAUGAUCUUCACAUGCCAAUGAAAGAGGAUUUUGGUGCUCAGCCACCAAUAGAAUUAUUGCGACAGUUUUUCGACCAUGGAUUCUGGUACGAUUUGGAAGACUUGAGUGAGAUACAGUUGGAAGACAUCCUACUUUUAGCUGCUGUAGGGACAGCAUCUAAACCGGUGUCGCCACGAUUUCUCAGACAUUUUCAUUUGUUCUCAGUAAAUAUGUUAUCAGAUGAAAGCAUUAUUAGAAUAUUCACAUCGUUUCUCAACAUAGGAUACAGGAGAAAUGGGUUUGGAACCGAUGUAGCACCAAUAACUACAACCAUUGUAACUGCCAUGCUGGAUAUGUAUCAUUGUCUACUGAAGACAUUGCUUCCAACGCCUGCCAAGCCUCAUUACCUGUUCAACAUAAGUGACAUGUCUCUAGUCAUCAGUGGGCAUCUUCUUAUCAAGAAAGAUUCCGUUGACACGAAGAAGUUUUUUAUUAAGCUUUGGGUGCAUGAGAUGAUGAGAGUUUUUCAUGAUAGAUUGGUUGAUCCGAGUGAAUGUACCUGGUUUUACAAGCAGCUAAGAAAUACAGUUGAAGAACAUUUCAAGGAGCCGUUCGACUCGUCAUUGGAUAGCCUACUGGGCAAUGAAGAGGAAGAGGUUACAGAAGAAAAACUUGGCUACCUUUUCUUCAGCAAUAUAUCGGACAGGAAAUACGAGGAACUAAAUUCAAUUGAACAAUUCCAUAAUCUAGCUAUCAGUGCUCUAGAAAAGUACAACCAAGAGCGUACGAAAAAACUCAAUAUAAUCCUUUUCGAUUAUGCGCUAGUUCAUCUAUCUCGUAUACUGCGGAUGCUGUCAGUACCAGGAGGAUGUGGCUUGCUAGUUGGACCAGGGGGCUCCGGUCGCCAAUCUUUGAUCGUUCUAGCUUCUGUCUUGUGCAACCAAAAAACGUUCCAACCAAACAUCAUUAGCGAUUAUGCGUUCGAAGACUGGCGAGAGGAUUUGAAACAUAUUCUGAUGGAUACAGGUGGCAGGAAUAAAUCAGUUGUUUUCAUCUUCACCGAGUAUCAGAUGAAUAGAGACUUCUACCUGGAAGAUAUUGAUGUUCUCAUCAACUCUGGAGAGGUUCCAAACAUUUUCAAUGUGGAGGAGAUUCAAAAUAUUCUGGAGCUUGUGAGAUUGGAUGCACAAGGUGGAAACAGAAACCUGGACAUUCAUCCGUUGACAGUUCUCUCUUAUUUCAAGUCAAGAUGUAAAGACAAUCUGCAUAUAAUGCUAUGCUUGAGUCCUGGAGGUUCAUGCUUUCGUAAUCGCCUACUGUUAUAUCCAUCAUUCAUCAAUUUUUGCAUAAUAGACUGGUUUCAGGACUGGCCUGAAGAUGCACUCAUAAAAUUGUCAGAGUUCUAUUUGAAGGAUGUUGAUUUGGAAGAAGAAAAAAAAGGACAUGUCAUUGAAACUUGUAAAACGAUUCACUCUACUGCUAGGGAAAAUGCUGAAUAUUAUUUCAAAGUGUCUGGAAGGAAGACGUUUGUAACAUCAGAGAUGUACUUGAACUUCAUUCGCCUUCUUGCCAACAAAUCAAUGAAGCGCAACAAGGAGUUAUCAAUAGCCAAAGAGAAAUAUGAGAAUGGUCUUAAAAAAUUGGAAUUUGCAGGAUCACAGGUGCUAGAUAUAGAAAAAGAACUGGAAGAGCUUGUGCCAUUACUGGAAGCAGCUGACAGAGAAACUGAACAGAUAAAGGAUACUGUUGUAGCCGAAACUAUUCAAGUUGACAAAGGUUCAGCUCUUGUACGUGAAGAUGAAAAAAUAGCUAAUAUUCAAGCUACUGCAGCAAAUGAGCUCAAAACUGAGUGUGAAGCUGAUCUAGCUCAAGCUAUACCUAUUUUAGAAGAGGCGGUUGCUGCUUUGAAUACGCUCAAACCAACUGAUAUUACACUAGUAAAAUCGAUGAAAAAUCCACCAGAUACUGUGAAACUUGUAAUGGCAGCAGUGUGUGUCAUGAAAGAUAUUAAACCCGAUCGAGUUCCUGAUGCUCAGAAUCCUGGGAGAAAGAAACUGGACUAUUGGGGACCAAGCAAGAGACUGCUAGGAGAUAUGGGGUUUCUACAAGGCUUGAAAGAUUUUGAUAAAGACAAUAUAUCUCCUCUGAUCAUGCAAACAAUCAGAAAACAGUACAUUCCAAACAAGGACUUCAAACCUCACAUUGUAGCAAAGGCAUCGAGCGCCGCUGAAGGUCUCUGCAAAUGGGUUAUAGCUAUGGAUAUGUACGACGCAGUUGCCAAGGUAUAAAAAUCUAUUUCGCCCCACUUGGAUGUAAUGAGCUGGUUUACGUGCGUCAUAUGGAGGCUGAAAGUGAUUGU